Molecule: messenger RNA, 2450 nt
Organism: Nicotiana tabacum (common tobacco)
Lineage: Eukaryota; Viridiplantae; Streptophyta; Magnoliopsida; Solanales; Solanaceae
Product: pentatricopeptide repeat-containing protein At4g14050, mitochondrial
Biological process (GO): RNA modification
Molecular function (GO): zinc ion binding; RNA binding; protein binding
Source: RefSeq, a predicted model, not a curated record
UUCGAUUUAUGCACGCUUACGCCUUGAAUUAUUCGGCUACUUGUUUUUUAUUUACAAAAACAAAUAUUCUAAUAUAGUUUUAUAUAAAUGCUAUUUUUAUUUUAAGAAAUAUUUGAAGUUAAUAGUAAUUCGUUAGUUUCCCUCUUUUAAAACACUGGUUAUGAAUGCAUCACCCUCAACUUCUUCACCAACUUCAAAGAUGCGCCAGAUUCCAUUUCCCUGCCGAUGGCAGAAAAUUACAUGCUCACAUAGUCAAGAUUGGCUUAGACAAUUGCUCGCUAAAGCUUUGCAACAAUCUCAUAGAUAUGUAUGGCAAAUGUGGCCUCCUAGAUAACGCAGUCCAACUGUUCGAUGAAAUGCCUCAAAGAGAUUUAGCUUCAUGGGCCUCAAUUUUUACUGCACACAACGAAGCCAACCAACACCAAAAGACCCUUUCCCUCUUUCCCAACAUGUUUUUGGAUGGUCUUUGGCCUGACCAUUUUGUUUUUGCUAGCAUUGUUAAGGCUUGUGCUAACUUAGGGACUUUGAAAGUUGGCAAACAAGUGCAUGCUCAGUUCUUGAAAUCAGAAUUUUCUCAUGAUGAUGUUGUUAAGUCUUCUAUGGUUGAUAUGUAUGCAAAAUGUGGAUUGCCUGAUAAUGCAAAAACUGUUUUUGACGCGAUCUUGGUUAAGAAUAUGAUUUGUUCAUCUGCAAUGAUAUCGGGGUAUGCACGUGUUGGGAGGAAAGAUGAAGCUUUUGAGCUACUAGGAAAGUUGCCAGUGAAGAAUUUGCAAUGUUGGACUGCUUUGAUAUCUGGGUUUGUGCAAAAUGGGAACUUGAUUGAUGCCAUUGAUGUUUUUCUUGAAGUAAGAAGAGAAGGUGUCGAUAUGAAGGACCCCUUUAUUCUUUCGAGCAUAAUAGGAGCUUGUGCUAACUUAGCAGCCCUGCAGCUCGGGAAACAGAUUCAUCGAUUAGUUUUAGGACUUGGUUAUGAACUUAGUUUGUUUGUUAGCAAUGCCCUUGUGGAUAUGUAUGCAAAGUGUAGCGAUAUUGUGGAAGCAAAGAGGAUGUUUGAUAGUAUGUUGACAAGAGAUGUUGUAUCUUGGACCUCAAUUAUUGUCGGGAUGGCACAGCACGGGCAAGCUAUUGAGGCGUUAUCUUUAUACGAUGAGAUGAUCUUGGCUGGCGUUAAGCCAAAUGAAGUAACUUUUGUUGGAUUAAUCUAUGCUUGUAGUCAUGUUGGAUUGGUCAGUAAAGGUCAGAGUCUAUUUAAAUCCAUGAUUGAAGAUUAUAAAUUAAGUCCUUCUUUGCAGCAUUAUACAUGCUUAUUAGAUCUGUUUAGUCGAUCUGGUCACCUCGAGGAUGCUGAGAACCUUCUUAACACAAUGCCAUUUCAGCCUGAUGAAGCUGCUUGGGCUGCUUUAUUGAGUGCUUGUAAGCAACACGGAAAUACUGAAAUGGGAGUUAGGGUCGCCAAUCGCUUACUAAUUCUCGGACCAAAAGAUCCUUCAACUUGUAUACUGCUGUCAAAUACUUAUGCUGGUGCAGCUUUGUGGGACAAUGUAUCUAAGUUGAGGAAGCUGCUGGCAAAUUUGGAAAUUAGGAAAGAACCUGGCUACAGUUCUAUUGAUUUGGGAAAAGAAACUACGACAUUUUAUGCUGGAGAGGCAUUGUAUCAUAUGAAGGAUGAGAUAUUUGCACUGCUAAAGGAAUUUGAUUCCGAGAUGAGGAAGAGAGGUUAUAUUCCCGAUACCACGUUUGUUUUGCAUGAUAUGGAGCAGCAGGAGAAGGAAAGGCAGCUUUUUUGGCAUAGUGAGAGAUUGGCUGUGGCUUAUGGACUUCUGAGAACUGUUCCUGGAUCAGUAAUAAGGGUGGUGAAAAACCUUCGGAUUUGUGGUGAUUGCCACACAGUUAUUAAAUUUAUAUCAAGCAUUACAGGUCGUAAAAUUAUCGUUAGAGAUGCUAAUAGAUUCCAUCACUUUGAUAAGGGGAUAUGUUCAUGUAAUGACUUUUGGUGAUUGUGUCUCCAACUGUUGAGUAUGUGUGUUCCUCUAUAUUUGGCAAGCUGUACAUUAUUUGACAUCCAUCGUUGGAGACUCUUUCAAAUAUGGGCAGCCAGACGGACCUCUUUCAAAUAUACCUGUGCUUAAGGUAUCUAAAGCUGGUGGUGAGUCUUUAACUUGCUUUCAGGUGUUUCAAUGUGCAUUCUUCGGACGUGAUCUUGUAUCUACCAUGAAGAGUGAAACUAUUUCUAUUGAAUACAAGGAAAUUUUUGACUUGGUAGACACUGGAAAGAAGAUAAAGGCGAUGAUCAUACUUUGUUUAACCCCUAUUAUGUUACAUUGCUUUGAACUCUUCAUAACCUUUGGAGAACUCACUCCAAUUUCCUGAGUUUUCUAUAGCAGGAGAUAUCUAUAGUAUGGGAAUGUAACAAAAUACCUAUGAAUUUUAGUGAAAGAGUUAUUCCUCAA